AUGUCAGACACUACAGAGAGCAAACAGCACCCAUCACAGGUAGUUGCACCAACGAAGAUCGACAGCGUUUCACAGCAAGCUUCUACACAGCCGGGAGAUGGUUCCGAAGUCCGUAUUGUAGAUCAGCGCACCAGGGAAGAACUAAUAAAUGAUCCCAACGUGCAUGUCAUUGAGGUGCCGGGCCAGAAAGUACCCUUCAAAGAUCAAGUAAUAGGUUAUGCUCAGAAAACUCGUGGCACGCUCUUAGGAAAGACCGAAACUAAGCAACAUGGGGACCAAAUCCUCGAGGGCCGCGCAGCAGCUAGGGAGUGCAACGAAUAA
Molecule: messenger RNA, 321 nt
Organism: Pleurotus ostreatus (oyster mushroom)
Lineage: Eukaryota; Fungi; Basidiomycota; Agaricomycetes; Agaricales; Pleurotaceae
Exons: 5
Coding region: 1-321 (106 amino acids)
Source: RefSeq, a predicted model, not a curated record